This is a messenger RNA of Orycteropus afer afer, 1068 nucleotides long. It is a transcript of the gene MACROD1, whose product is annotated as mono-ADP ribosylhydrolase 1. The record is from RefSeq and is a predicted model, not a curated record. Bases 1 to 1068 code for a protein of 355 amino acids. Gene Ontology annotation, cellular component: nucleoplasm. Gene Ontology annotation, molecular function: ADP-ribosylglutamate-[protein] hydrolase activity. NCBI's taxonomy places the organism in Eukaryota, Metazoa, Chordata, Mammalia, Tubulidentata, Orycteropodidae. The transcript is spliced from 10 exons. Gene Ontology annotation, biological process: peptidyl-glutamate ADP-deribosylation; DNA damage response; purine nucleoside metabolic process.
AUGUCUCUUCAGAGCCGAGUGUCCGGCCGCCUGGCACAGCUGCGCGUGGCGGGGCGGCAGCUCAUCGCCUCGCGCCCCUGGCCUGGCCCCUUGGCGGGUGCCACGCGGCCCCGCAGCAGUGCGUUCAGCCCCCCGGCGUCCCUGGGCGCGUACGGGCCCCGCGCGCGGACCCCAGCGGGAGUUGAGGCUUGGGGGGCAGCGGCCGUCGGGCGGAGAGCCGGCGUGCGCACCUGGGCCCCCCUGACCAUGGCGGCGAAGGUGGAUCUGAGCACCUCCACAGACUGGAAGGAGGCAAAAUCUUUCCUGAGUGGCCUCAGUGAAAAGCAGAGGGAGGCACACUACUUCUGCAAGGACUUCGUCAGGCUGAAGAAAAUUCCGACGUGGAAGGAGACGGCCAAAGGGGUGGCCGAGAAGGUGGAGGAGCCCAAGUACAAGAAGGACAAACAACUCAACGACAAGAUCUCCCUGUUCCGCGGCGACAUCACCAAGCUGGAGGUGGAUGCCAUUGUCAAUGCCGCCAACAGUUCCCUGCUUGGAGGCGGCGGUGUGGACGGCUGCAUCCACCGGGCGGCCGGGCCCCUGCUCACCGACGAGUGCCGCACCCUGCAGAGCUGUGAAACUGGCAAGGCCAAGAUCACCGGAGGCUACCGGCUGCCGGCCAAGUACGUCAUCCACACGGUGGGGCCAAUCGCCCAAGGCGAGCCCAGCGCCAGCCAGGCCGCCCAACUCCGCAGCUGCUACCUGAGCAGCCUGGACCUGCUGCUGGAGCACCGGCUCCGCUCGGUGGCGUUCCCGUGCAUCUCCACGGGCGUAUUCGGCUACCCCAACGAGGCGGCCGCCGAAGUGGUUCUGUGCGCGCUGCGCGAGUGGCUGGAGCAGCACAAGGACAAGGUGGACCGGCUGGUCAUCUGCGUGUUCCUGGAGAAGGACGAGGACAUAUACCGCCACCGGCUCCCGCACUACUUCCCCACUCGCCAGGGCCCGCAGGACCCCGUUCCCAGCUCUGAGAAGUCACCGGAGCCUGCAGGCGGGCCACGCCCCCCUGUUCUGGCCUUCAACCCCCAAUAA